CUUUGAUCAGACAAUUCCGUCCUAAUCACCAUGAGCAACAAAAGAAAGCUUUCCCAAGACGAAGUAAAUCCUAAACGCGACGACGAUUCUUCCAACGAGGACUCGGACGAUUCUUUAAAAGAGAUCGUCGAUGUCGAUUUUGACUUUUUCAAUCCAGACGAGAUUGAUUAUCAUGCUCUCAAACGUUUAUUGGGCCAAUUAUUCUCAUCCGAUGCCGAACUGAUGGAAGUAGGCGAUAUUGUCGACAUUCUUUUGGAAGAAAACCACGUCGGUACCACCGUCAAGGUCGACGGACAAGAAUCCGAUCCCUAUGCCAUUCUCAGCGUGAUCAAUUUGCAACAACAAAAGGACAACAAAGGCAUUCAGUCGCUGUGUUCCUAUUUACUGAACAAGUGUCCCAAAAAGUAUCAGAAAUUACACACCACCGUGCGCGAUCUGUUGUCUCCGGAUGCUGAGAAAUCCGUAGGAUGGGUGGUCUCGGAGCGAUUCAUCAAUAUGCCGGUGGAGAUCAUGGUUCCCAUGUAUACCAUGUUGCGCCAGGAAAUUGCACAAGCUGUCGAGAACAAGGAGCCGUAUCAGUUUGAGUGGUUCAUGUUCAUUUCCAAGGUAUACAAAGAAGUUGCGCCGACUGCGGACGAGGACGACAAUGAUGAAGAGGAGGCACCCGCACCGGCCCAGAAAAAGGCACGAAAGGGCAAAAAGGCGGCUAAAGCAACUUCUACCGCGGCCGAAACCUUUUACUUCCAGGCAGAAGAUGAGAUCGUCGCCAAGUAUGCGGAAUACCAGUUUGAUUAUCGAUUCACCAACAGCGAUAAAGAAGCGGCCUCGGAUUCCAAACGCGCCUUUUCGGAUUUCGGCAUCGCCCCGUCUCGCCGCCUUUUCUUUGUUCAUCAAUCCAAAUUUGCGGAUCUCGUCAAUGAGAUAGAUACUACUUGCUCCACCGUCAACAACCCCACUGCUUCCAAAUAGAGAACCCUGCAUGAUGUCUACCAUCCCACCUUUUUUUUCCUUUGUAUAGAUAUAAAGACAAAACAUUUUUUUUUUUAAAGAAACAAGAGCCAAAACGUCCAAGC
This is a messenger RNA of Radiomyces spectabilis, 1073 nucleotides long. Its product is annotated as p21-C-terminal region-binding protein-domain-containing protein. The record is from RefSeq and is a predicted model, not a curated record. The transcript is spliced from 4 exons. Gene Ontology annotation, cellular component: nucleus. The coding region runs from base 31 to 969 and encodes 312 amino acids. NCBI's taxonomy places the organism in Eukaryota, Fungi, Mucoromycota, Mucoromycetes, Mucorales, Radiomycetaceae.